Lobosporangium transversale is the source of this 1842-nucleotide messenger RNA. RefSeq lists its product as hypothetical. The coding region runs from base 1 to 1842 and encodes 613 amino acids. NCBI's taxonomy places the organism in Eukaryota, Fungi, Mortierellomycota, Mortierellomycetes, Mortierellales, Mortierellaceae. Gene Ontology annotation, molecular function: protein binding. The record is from RefSeq and is a predicted model, not a curated record. The transcript has a single exon.
AUGAAGUUGUUUUCAAGAACUGUAGCAGGAAUGUUGGUCAAGACUGGUGAUUCGCAAACUGUGAUUCCACUAGUUCAAAAUUUGGUGCGGUUAGAUCAGUUUCAGGAGGCAACCCGUGUUAUGGACAUGAUGAUCCAGAAUGGCAUGGAUCCUGAGAUGGAUCAGAUCCGGUUAUAUCUCUUGCAUCACUUCGAUGCAUGUAGAGACGGAGGCGAUCUUAUGAACAUCAUUGAUCGAUGGGAUGAGGCUGUAGCACAACGAGAACAAAAGCAAAAAAACUGGUCUAGUGUACCAAGUGAUAAGUCACAACCGAGCCUGCUCUCAUCGAUUUAUUUGGAUCAGGAACAGAGCGGUGAUGAUCGUGCUGUCGAGUAUUUCAGACUUGUUGAUCAAUGCAUUCGUAGCCAUGAUAUACAGGGAGCAUUGAGUGCUGCAAAAUAUAUAGCCCAACAAGGCUGGGCUGCACAAGGACUCGACUUUCAGAAACUCAACAGCGUCAUGGUUAAUCACUCUUAUUCAUCAUAUGCCUCAUCUUACUUUUCUUCAUUCUCUGCGUCCGACUAUCUAAUCUACCUUCAAGUCCGAUAUACCCUGGGUGGCUCUGUCGCGCCCGAUCUUCACACCUACCGUCGCCUUGUCUUUGCAGCCUGCCGCCGAUCCGAUUUGUACACUGCACUAACGCUUUUUGAACUUGUCCGAACCCGCCAUCCAACGUGGAAGCUCGAUUCUACCAUCUACAACGCCAUUAUCUCGACUGCAGCUGCGAUAGGGGAAAUCCGAAUUGCUGAAAAGACUUUUAAAUGCCUUCUAAAAGAUGAAGUCCAACCAGACCAUUACUCUUUUCACGGAUUGCUCAAUGGAUAUGGGAAUUCAGGGAAUUUAAAGGCAGCGAUAACGGUACCAAAGAUGAUGUUGAAACACAAAUUACAACCGACCACUAGAACUUUCAAUUUGGUGAUGAAGGCUUAUUUAUCUGAAGGACGUGGAAAAGGCGAUCUCGCAACGAGUCGCAAGUUGCUUCGGGCUAUGCAGCUGUCUGUCACCGACAAAGGUAAAAAAGGAGAAAUCGCACCAGAUCUAGCAUCUUUUAACCAGAUUUUGGAGGGUUACCGACGUGUUGGGAACACUCUCUGGUUCGAUGCAUAUUUUGACCAAUACUUUGGUAGUAAUGAGCAUUCAAGGCAAGAUGAUCUUUCUCCGACUGUUGUCAAACCUGAGGAGGCAGAUGACAGAACCUUAUUCAUCCAACUCAAACAUUCGUUGAAGCUUGCUGAUGUGGACCUCACGACCGUACGUGAGCUUUGGCAAGCUAUCGAGCAUAAACUCAAGCCUUCUCAAGCCUCCUCUCCGCCAUCCUCAAAUGAUCAUGCUGAUUUUACUGGUUCUAUUGAUCCCAUUUCUUCAGAUGUGGGUCGUCCAACUGAAAACCUCUCUUCAACUCUGCUGUCUUUACCUGCCUUGUCCCCAGUAUCCGAGCCAGACUUAAUUGAUUUAAUGGGCAUCCAAGACGAAGACGGUGACACCUUGCCCUCAACCCAUAUCCCCUUUCCACGUUGGCUUGAUCCUGUAUGGAUGCCAAUGACCGACUAUGAUUAUUUUCGAUUUACAACACUCAGGCUAUUUCGAUCAACAUUUCAGGCGCAUGGGGAUGUUGCUGGUGUAAAGACAGUGGAGAGUAUUCUAGCAGAUUUGUUCCCAGCACAUCCAAUUUCGCAAGCAGUGCUGAAGCGCAGGAUGGUCAAGAGGAUAAGACAUGCAGCUAAGCUCAAGGAGAGGGAGUCAAGUGACUCUAUGGGUUAUCUCAAAUCAAAGACCAUAAGCAUUAAAAAUCGGGGAAAGUGA